This is a messenger RNA of Danio rerio (zebrafish), 1222 nucleotides long. RefSeq names its product nicolin 1 (gene nicn1). NCBI's taxonomy places the organism in Eukaryota, Metazoa, Chordata, Actinopteri, Cypriniformes, Danionidae. The record is from RefSeq and is marked provisional.
AGACACGAACCAUCACAAUAAAGCUGCUCUUCAUUCCUGCACGGAUGACUGAAAUGACUCUGUAAAGAGAGACUCGACACCUUUUAAGGGCACGACCAGGCUAUUCGAUACAAGAUAAAUUUAGUCCGAAGAACGAAUCAGACAGCUGAAUAUAGUAACGUUACAGUCAGUGAUGAGUGCUGAAUCAGUCAGCUGCACAGUGAAGUCUCCUGUGGCUUUGCAGAUUGGAGAUGCAGUAUCUGAUUCCUCUCGUCCCGGUGUCUAUAUUACAGACAUCACCCUCGCCGAGCCUGUGAACAUUCAGGAAAUUUCCUUCAAGAACUUCUACACGGCUUAUCUAACAGUGCGUUUGCAGAGGAGGCAUGGCUCGACUGCAUCUAAGUGGGUCACGUGUCUGAAAAACUACUGCCUUAUGGGUAACCCACACGCCGAGGCUGGGUCACAUGACUAUUUCUCCAUCUAUAGACAACAGAUGUCGACGGAGCCUGAUAAUGUGACGACAGUGAGACUCAUCUUGCGACAGCCUUCCUCUGAAUGGCUCAGCUUCAGCAUCGAGGAGAUCAACAUUUAUCCCUGCACAAAAGAAGACUCAGAACGAGAUGUUCCUGCCUGGUUGUCCACUCUUACGCCUGUAGAUGAACCUCUUGAUCUUAAAGGUCUUCCUGAUCCAGAAACAGUUUCCUCCAGCAUUCAGCAGAUGUGGGCUCUCACUGAGAUCAUGCAGGCCAGCCAAACCGCAGCUUCAAUCGGACGCUUCGACGUGGAAGGAGCUUAUGAUGUGAAAUUACUGUCAUACACGUAAUGGGUCUGCUGAACCGAACUUUGACCUCAAGUUGAUUAAGAAAUUAAAUGGAUUGUUCAUUCAGUAUUUAAAAUUGAAGUUAAAGGUGCCUGAGAUUUUGAGUGGGAAGCUGGAAAUGAUAGGUAAUAGUUUUAAGUAAGGAAUAAUUGUCGACGGGCCAUUGCAUUAUUCAAAAUUUUUAUAACAGAAGUGAAUGGUGCCCGAGAUUUUGAAGCUCCAAAAAGUACAUCAAUCUAUAAUAAUAGUAAUUCAUACAACUCCAUUGAGUUCAUGUAGGAAGUUAGAAAUUGAUAUUAGUUUUAAUUAAAUAAUUAAACAAUGGCAAUAGAAUUAUUUGAAAAGUUUAUAAAGGAAGUGAAUGGGGCCUGAGAUUUUGAAGCUCCAAAAAGCACAUUCGUCUAUAAUAAAAGUUAUUCAUAC